AUGGCAGAUUCCUUCGACUACAGCCUCGUCGGCCAGCUUCAGGCCCAGCCGGCGGCCGCCUGGCGGGACGACCUGCCACCGUACGACUUUGGCGAUGCGCACGGGUCGGCCGCCGAGCUGAUUGUCGACAGCAGGCUGCAGUCGUUCCGUUUGGGCACAGGUGCCUCUAUUUUUGUGUCGGCACUGCUGCCAGCGAUGCUGGUCGCACGGCAUGAGAUCAUCGUGGUGACGUGCUUCUGGGCGCCGUCCAAGAGUCUGGAGGGCCUAUCUGCCGCCCUCGCACGUCUGGCUGCCACCCGUCGAGAACAACAGCGACAGCAGGGGCCAGGUCCAUCAUCAAAAUCUACUCUCCGCAUCCGCAUAUGCUUUUCGUCACGGACUCUCGUCCAGAAGCUGCUCCACACCGCCUCGGCUGACGGCUGCGUCUACCCGGCCGCUACCUGGUCAUCACAGCUCGGCCUGCCACCGGCCACCGUUCUGCACGAAGCCGGCAUCGAUCUAGCCGUCAAGAGCCUCUUUUUUCGCCCGCUCAGCGUCAUGCAUCCCAAGAUGGUCCUCAUCGACCGCCAUCGCGCCUUCUUACCCAGCUGCAACAUCAGCUGGGAGCCCUGGCUCGAGGGCUGCGUUGAGCUCACCGGCCCCGUCAUCCGCCCGCUGCUCUCUUUUUACGCUCGCACCUGGGGUGAUGACCUGCCACCACUCGAGGUACUGUCUGGUGCUGUCGAAGCCGGCGAUGUUGCUGAGUCAGCAGAAACGGCCCCCAGCGCUUGCGCAACAGCCGACACCCGUUCGACAACCACCAUAUCCCCCCUGGACGUUGACGGCCCUGGAAGCAUUGUUGUCGGCUUCAGCCCAGAUGCUGCCCCUAUCCACACCAUGGUUCUGCCCUCGUCUCACCAUUGCAACCCCGCCUUCCGCCCGUUCCCAUGGCAGCACGCACCUCCGCCGCCUCCAACUCCGCUCAACUUGGCGCUGUUACAGCUCUUCGAGACCGCCCGGAAGAACAUUUUCGUCCAGACCCCGAACGUCACCUCCCAGCCCGCUGUCACAGCUUUGUUGAAUGUCCUGUCCCGUGGCGUCGACGUCGAUAUCGUGACCGGCCGCAGCAUGAUGGUGUUGGAGCAGCUUGUGACCUCUGGUACCACCACUGCCCGCUAUCUCCGCGGCUGGAUCCGGCGUUACGAGGCCCUGCGUCCGGACACAUUGUGCGGAAAGCUUCGUAUCUGGUACUUCCACCCUCUCCGGCGCGCCUCUGUCUCUGUGGAACGUCCAGUCGCCGUUGGGGACGAAGAGCAGGCCAUUCUCCCUGCGGUGACAGCAACAUCAACAAACGAAUCAGGCUUUGCAGUCGACUCAGACGAGCCCGUCCAGUCCCAUCUCAAGCUGACCAUUGUUGAUGGCGAGCACACCGUCCUGGGAUCCGGAAACAUGGACCGUGCCAGCUGGUUCACCAGCCAAGAGCUCGGCAUUCUCUUUCACGACGCCGCCGUUGCUUCUGCCGUCCGGACUGCUGUUGACCGUGUCCUCGAUGGCCGUCUAGAGCCGAUGUAUCCAUCCGCGCACGCAAGCUGA
Molecule: messenger RNA, 1572 nt
Organism: Grosmannia clavigera kw1407
Lineage: Eukaryota; Fungi; Ascomycota; Sordariomycetes; Ophiostomatales; Ophiostomataceae
Product: phospholipase d/transphosphatidylase
Exons: 1
Coding region: 1-1572 (523 amino acids)
Molecular function (GO): catalytic activity
Source: RefSeq, a predicted model, not a curated record